UCAUAAUCGAGGAAUGUCAUAAGUAUAAACAUUUUAUCUGAAGUUGGGAGUAGAGUAUAGUAUGUAACUUAUGACUCAGUCAGAUUGUGUCAAUCGAGGAGUUGAAACGCCUGGUUAAGGCAGUACAUUUUUAAUAGGUUCAAAAUGGCAUCGAUCAGGAAUAAUUAUACUGAGGCGUCAAAAAACGAAACUUAUAAGGAGUUGUUAUCCAAACUUGAAUGUCCAUUUAAUUGGGAACUGGAGAAUAUAAGCAAAUCAAUCAAGAUUGAUUACACUCCCCAUGACGAAGAAGAACUUCUUCCAUUACUGAAAUUGAUGCGUAUUCUAAUGAUAAUUUUUAUGGAGACGAAAGAUGACAAGAGUGAUAGUAAUUUAAUAUUCGAAAAACUGAAAGAAUGUAAUGAUAUCUACCGGAUAUUGAAAAAUAAAGCUCAUCCAGAAGUAUCCAGCAAAAUUGUGUAUUCUGUACUCCAGGCUACAAAAUGUUUCGUUUAUCUCAGAUUGAAUAUGGAAAAAGAGCUCGACCUAGUUUAUCAAAACUUUGAACAUAUAGAUGAAAUGAAUAAUAAGGAAAAGAGCACUUUGUUAGGCUGUAAAGCUAUCUGUUGGUCUAUAUACCAUAGAGCUGGUUCUGAAGUAGCUGAACAAUUAAUUCGUGAAGCAAUGAAAUUGAACGGAAAUUGCGAUAUGUGGCACUUCAUUUUGGCCAAAAAUCUCCGUCGUCAAAGAAGAGAUUAUUCAUCCCUUUUUGACAGACCUGAUUGCGAAGAAAGAGAGAGUUUUUUAAAAGCUUAUAAUAUCUCAAAGAAUCCCAAUUACGGGAUUUUCGUUGCACAAAUGUAUCGCGAAAGUAGGCAGUACAAGGAAGCUUUGAAAAUAUAUAACAAUAUAUUUGCGUCUUUUGAUUGUUUGUGCAGUUCAGUAUUGCUACGAUUGGCUCUUGGAUUUAUCAGUCAGAAGAAAUGGCAAAAGGCAAAAGCUUGCCUCGAUAAAGCUGAAAAAACUGAUGCGAAGAACAGCAUGUACUUGCAUUACAGAGGAAUUUAUUUUUUGAAAAGAGAAGAAUAUCUGGAAGCUACACAUUAUUUCGAAAAAGCUAUUGAUGACUUUAAUUUAGCUGCAGAAAAACAAUAUGUGGAUUGCAUAAUCAAAACCCAGAAGUCUAUCGAUGUUACAAAAUAUCUUCUGAACAUGCUGGUUAAGUACAAAUCAUUGCCAGACAAGCAGCUUCAACCUUUAAUUCUAAAUGUAGCUUUUAGUUAUUGGAAAAGGGAACAUGAUUUAAAAGAAUCUUGUAGAUACUUUUUAAAAGCAAUAGAAAUUAAUCCUCGAGCCAAAUGUUUAAUGAACUUCUACAAUAUUGAUGUUCAUCAUAUAAAAGAGAGAAAUCUAUAUGUUUUCCUUGAAAAAUAUAUAUUUCCUGAAGUUAUAAAAAAAUGCUUUGAUGAAGUUACUAUUGAAAGAAUUAAGGCUAUAAGAGAAUAUCGUCAUUUGAAUGAUGUGGCUCAGAUAAAUGCACUAGAAAGUGGGAUCACUUGUAUCAAUACAAAGAAAUAAUUUUUAUUGUAUCUUGCAUUAUUCUAAAAAUAUAUCUUAUUAAAUAUGUGAAUAUAAUGUUGCU
Molecule: messenger RNA, 1621 nt
Organism: Phymastichus coffea
Lineage: Eukaryota; Metazoa; Arthropoda; Insecta; Hymenoptera; Eulophidae
Exons: 4
Coding region: 145-1557 (470 amino acids)
Molecular function (GO): protein binding
Source: RefSeq, a predicted model, not a curated record